CUGAUCUACCAUCGCAGCUCUUGUCAGAAACAUCAGUGAGUCUUUGAAAGCGGUGUUCUCCUCAGCGUGAAGUCACACAGUCAGGCUGCCAGAUCAGGAGGAAACGUCACUGAGACUCACGGACGUGUGUGCACGAUGCUGUUUCCCGGCCAGGCUCUGACCUUCACCUUGAUCAUUUUACUUUGCAGUUCGGUGAGAUGUCAGAAUACUGUGGAAAGUAAACGGACAGUGACAGAGCACCAGCUGCUGCAUGACAAGGGGAGGACCAUGGAGCAGCUCAAGCGGCUGAUGUGGCUGAACAACGCGAUGAGUGGGGUCCACACUGCCAGCAGGAGGCGCUGGCCCAGUGCAGGACUGCUCUCUGCCAAGCGGGCCCAGCAGGCAGAGUGCAGUAGCCCAGGGAGACUGAACACAGGCUUCCACCCUGCAACCAAUGUCUAGCCUAGUCUCCUGGAACAUUCCAUGAGCCAGGAUGUCUGAACAAAGUGCCAUUCAUUUUGACAGAAUGACGCACUGCCAUCCCAGCAGUUUGUCUGCACCUUGUCCUUAGCUUUGUGUUCGGCUCCAGUCUGGGACGGAUUCCUAUGUGUUCUGUUGGCUGCAAUACUACCCUGUGUAAAAUGCCACAAU
Molecule: messenger RNA, 630 nt
Organism: Chiloscyllium plagiosum (whitespotted bambooshark)
Lineage: Eukaryota; Metazoa; Chordata; Chondrichthyes; Orectolobiformes; Hemiscylliidae
Source: RefSeq, a predicted model, not a curated record